UUCGGGGGUUGACCUGACUCGGAGCCUGCCCUGCGCAGUCAGCCGGGGCGAGAGCCCUCGGGGCUGCUGCGGUGACCCGCCGCCCGGCCUCAGCUGCAGCGGCAGGAGGAAGAGGCUGGGGAGACGCUGAAAGUUGCCUCCUUCUACUUAUCCCCAGCGGGAAACUAAUUAAAAUUGGAUGUUGUAUGGUGAGAUACAUCUUUGUGAUGGAUUAUAUGUUCAAAUAUGCUCUUUUUCUACAAACUGUAGAAACAAAUAGUACCCUGCGUAUGACAGAAAUGCUGAAAGUGGAAAGAAAAUUGUCAACUGGCAAUAUCACGUUAAAAAACUGCUUUAAGAAACACUGUAGUUCACAUCAGUGAUCCACAGCUGAUAAAGCUUUGUAGUUAGUAGUGCAUGUGCUUUUAAAAGUAAUAAAGGAUUCAACAUGUUUUUACACAGUGUGUCUGCACUGAUAAUUUAGCACUGAAUUUUCAUACACUGAAAUCAUAGUAUGAUUAUCAGUGAGGAAAAACAGAACAUUAUCUAAAAACUGUCAAAAUGACCUCUGAGGAAAUGGCAGCUUCUGUACUUGUGUCUGUGGCACAGGGUAAAGUGAUACCUGCUCAGUCAGCUGGAGCUGAAAAUAGUGAAAAUGCUGUGGACACCAAUGUUAUAAAAAGACACAUUGCUAAUCAAGGAAGGCAAACGACACAUACUUUCUCGUACUUACACAGACUUAAAGAAGAACAUCUUCAGGGCUCGCUGCCCAAAAUUUUCUCUUUGGCAAAUGGAGAAGGAAUGACUGAUAAUAGGAGUAAUGAAAACUUCUUGGAGAAGAACACAUGCAUCCCUGGUUCAGUGGAGUUUCUUAACAUGAAUUGCAACACUAUAAAGAAAAAAUGCAAGAGCAGUGUUCCGCAUAACCAGUUACAUAAAUCAUGUGAUUCUUUAGCAGAAGAACACACAUGCUUGGAAACUGGAAUUUCUACUUCACGGGAAAGGACCAUGUUUGCUGAUAUUCAGUUGAAGAGGGAUGAACCUGCAGUAGAGAUGAAGUCAUUAAGAAACCAUUUUGCGGUAAAUAAAAGUGGCACAGAUGAUGCUGAUAAUGUAGCAGUGUUUCACUUUCACUAUGCUAGUGAAAGAAAUAUAUCAAAAGCUUUGUGCACGCUACACAACAGCUUCAUUUUGGGUGACUGUUUACAGCAUGUAAAUGUUGGUAAUGAUCACGCCAGUGAUUCAACAGCCUGCACUUGUAAAUUAAUGGAAUUGACAAAUAAUUGUGACAAUAAAAAUGGACAACAGUUGUAUGAUAACUGUGACACUUUAAGGGACAAGUAUUUAUAUGUGGAAAGAGCAGCACGAAAGGUUAGAGUGGCAUGCUCAAGUCACAGCUUUUAUGGUGGUAAUUUUACUGGAAAAAUGCCCUCAAAGCCCUUUCUGAGCCAUUUUGAAGAUUGCAGUGAUAACUGCGAAGAAGGGAUGGAGGAGGAGUUUUUUAGAAACAAAAAGGAACGUUCCACUUUAUUAAUCAGACGUUUUUGUAAAAAUGAUAAGGAGGUUAAAAAAUCAGUUUAUACUGGAACAAGGGCAAUUGUUAGGACUUUACCUUCAGGGCAUAUUGGAGCUGUUGCUUGGGAUUAUGUGGAGCAGAGGAGAAACAAGAGUGAUAUAAAGCAUUGUAGGAUUAUCACAAAACAUCUAACUAUUCAAGCCUUAAGUGAGGAAUUAAAUUCUGAUCUUGUGAAAUCCAUGUGGUAUGAGAUCUACAAUGCAGUGAAGGAGGAAGAGGCGGCGGAAGAUACUUUUGAAUAUUGUCUCCAUCCUCUGAGAGAGCUUCCAACACUAGAUGCAGAUUGCAGAUGCAAAAAUGUCUCUUUUGUAAAACCAUGCGUAGAAAGUGCUUGCUCUGAGUACCGUGCCACUUUACAAAGGACGUCACUCUCUAACUUUAUCACUGGUGCUCUACUAGAAGCAACUACAUCACUGGGAGCAAGAAGUGGUCUUCUAAACAUCUUUGGAGGGUCAACUGGAAGAACAAUGCUUAAAGAACGUCAACCGUGCACAUCUAUGGCUGGUUCAAAUGCACUCCCCUCCAGUGUAGCUGGUAUCAGUAAAGAGCUAGUAGAACUUCAGCACCUCAUUCAGUUCCCAGAGGAGGUUGCUAGUAUUCUGACUGAACAGGAACAGGAUCUCUACAGAAGGAUCUUGCCCAUUGACUACCUCAGCUUCUUAACCAGGGAUUUGGGUAAUGCUGAAUGUCAGAGCAAACUUCCAUGCAUUAAAGCUUCCGUAUCUGCGACUAUUCUUUCCUCCCAAAACAACGAGCACAAUGUUAUUGAAGAUCUCGUGACAAGAUUUAAUGAGGUGAGCUCUUGGGUUACAUGGUUGAUCCUUACUGCCGGUUCUAUGGAGGAGAAACGAGAAGUCUUCUCAUAUUUAGUACAUGUGGCAAAAUGCUGCUGGAACAUGGGAAACUACAAUGCUGUAAUGGAAUUCUUGGCAGGGCUUAGGUCUAGAAAAGUUUUAAAAAUGUGGCAGUUCAUGGAUCAGUCUGAUAUUGAAACCAUGCGAGGUCUGAAGGAUGCUAUGGCACAACAUGAAUCAUCCUCUGAAUAUCGGAAAGUGGUAAAUCGUGCUCUGAAUAUUCCAGGCUGUAAAGUAGUUCCUUUCUGUGGUGUAUUUUUAAAGGAGCUUUGUGAAGUUCUAGAUGGAGCAGCAAGCCUCAUCAGACUUUGCCCACAGUAUAAUUCCCAGGAUGAAACAUUAGAGUUUGUUUCAGAUUACAACGGGCAAGAUAAUUUCUUGCAACGAGUAGGCCAAGAUGGUUUAAAUAAUACAGAAAAAGAAUCAACAGCAAACAGUAUCUUUCAAACCAUUCGGAGUUGUAAUCGCAGUUUGGAAUCUGAAGAAGUUGAAGACAAUUUUAGUGAAGGAGGCAAUUCAAGAAAAAACUCUUUGAAGGAUAGAAACCGUUACCAGUUUAUAAUUGGAGAUCUCUCAGACUCAGAAAGUGACAUAUCUGAGCAGUCAAAAGAGUGGGACACAAAUACAACUGAAGAGCAGCAAAAGGCAUACAAUCAUGGAAUAGAACUCAUUCCCUGGUAUGUGUUAUCAAUCAGAGCUGAUGUCCAUCAGUUCAUGCUACAAGGGGCAACUGUCAUACAUUAUGACCAGGAGAUGCAUCUCUCAGCACGCUGUUUUCUUCAGCUUCAACCUGACAAUAGUACUUUGACAUGGAUAAAACCCACUACAGCUUGUCCUGCAAAUACUAAAGUAAAACUCGGUGUGCUAGGUAGCAAUGCUGACCUUGGUAAAUUUCAGUUUCUUGGCAGUACUGGAUUGAAUGGACUGGUGGAAGGUUUCUUGGAUUUGUUUUCAGCAAAGGCUGUGUACAUGGGGCACCCUGGCGUUGAUAUGCACACUGUGUGUGUUCAAAAUAAACUUUGUAGUAUGUCCCUUGAAGAGAAUGGAGUAACACUACUAUAUGGACUUCAAACUACUGAUAAUAAGUUACUGCACUUCGUGGCUCCAAAAUAUACUGCCAAAAUGCUGUAUGAUGGAUUGCUGGAAUUAACAAAAGCUGUAAGAAAAAUGAGGAAAUUCCCUGAUCAGAGAUUGCAGUGGCUACGGAAACAGUAUGUCUGCCUUUAUCAGGAGGAUGGCAGAUUUGAAGGCCCAACUUUGGCUCAGGCUGUUGAACUGUUUGGAGGUAGACGCUGGAGUGCAAGGAACACAAGCACAGGGGCCCUGACCAGAAGCACUGAGAAACCCAGUGUGCAGAGAAACAACACUCUGGGAAUAAGCACAGCCAAGAAAAAGAAGAAAGUACUCAUGAGGGGUGAAAGUGGAGAUGCUACUGAUGAUGAGAUGGCAACUCGUAAGACAAAAAGUUAUAAAGAAUAUCGUAAUAGAAGUGGUUCGGAUCCUCAAGACAUUGAUGAACACGAAGAAUCAGAUCAGAAUAUUGCGACUGCCUCUAACACUCUGCCAUCUAGAAGAGCUCAUUCUCUGACUGCAUCUGGAUCUCCUAGCUUAGCACCCGGGGCAUCUGCACCAAUCAGACCAGUCUCCUCUCCUGUAAUGUCAUCUUCAAGCAAGAGUCAGGCUAGUACUUGGAGCAGCAGUAGCUGGCAUGGCCGAGUCAAAGGAGGAUUGAAGGGGUUUCAGAACUUCAUGGUUUCCGAUAGUAAUAUGAGUUUUGUUGAAUUUGUAGAGCUUUUCAAGUCUUUCAGUGUUCGAAGCCGCAAGGAUCUUAAAGACCUCUUUGAUGUCUAUGCUGUACCCUGCAAUCGAUCAGGUUCUGAUUCUACUCCACUUUAUACUAAUCUGAAAAUUGAUGAGAACACCAGUGAACUCCAACCUGAUUUAGAUUUAUUGACCAGGAAUGUAUCAGAUCUGGGUUUGUUCAUUAAUAGUAGACAGCAACUAUCAGAAAACCAGAGACAGAUAUCUGAUGCCAUUGCUGCUGCUAGUAUUGUAACUAAUGGUACUGGAGUAGAAAGCACAUCACUGGGAAUAUUUGGAGUGGGAAUCCAGCAACUCAAUGACUUCUUAGUGAAUUGCCAAGGUGAACACUGCACCUAUGAUGAAAUCCUCAGUAUUAUCCAGAAAUUUGAACCCAGUGUCAAUAUGUGCCAGCAGGGGCUACUGUCAUUUGAAGGAUUUGCAAGGUUUUUGAUGGAUAAAGACAAUUUUGCCUCAAAAAAUGACGAGUCACAAGAGAAUAUUGAAGAGUUACAACUACCACUGUCAUAUUAUUACAUUGAGUCUUCACACAAUACAUACCUCACAGGCCAUCAGCUUAAAGGAGAAUCAUCAGUAGAGCUUUACAGCCAGGUUCUCUUACAAGGCUGUAGGAGUGUGGAAUUAGACUGCUGGGAUGGUGAUGAUGGGAUGCCUAUCAUUUAUCAUGGACAUACCCUCACUACUAAGAUCCCUUUUAAGGAUGUAGUUGAAGCUAUUGAUCGCAGUGCCUUUCUCACAUCUGAUAUGCCAAUCAUCAUAUCUAUAGAGAACCACUGUUCAUUGCCUCAGCAACGCAAGAUGGCUGAAAUUUUUAAGAAUGUAUUUGGAGAUAAGCUGGUAACUAAGUUUUUAUUUGAGAGUGACUUCUCUGAUGAUCCAAUGCUCCCUUCACCGGACCAACUGAGAAGAAAAGUGCUGCUGAAAAACAAAAAACUCAAAGCCCAUCAAACUCCAGUGGAUAUUUUAAAACAAAAGGCUCACCAACUCGCAUACAUGCAAGCCCAGGCCAGUAAUGGUGGCAAUGCUGGUAACCCCACCACUAAUAAUGAAGAGGAGGAGGAUGAAGAGGAUGAAUAUGACUAUGACUAUGAAUCUCUCUCUGAUGAUAACAUUCUGGAAGACCGACCUGAGACUAAAUCAUCCAGUGAUAAACUGCAAUUUGAAUAUAAUGAAGAAACUGCCAAGAGAAUAAAGAAGACUGAUUGCAUUACUUACAAUAAUAAAGGAAAGGUUUAUGACAUGGAACUGGGUGAAGAAUUUUAUCUUCCACAAAAUAAGAAGGAAAGUAGACAGAUAGCACCAGAGCUCUCAGAUCUUGUCAUCUAUUGUCAAGCUGUGAAAUUCCCUGGCCUGUCAACGCUAAACCCAUCUGGCUCUAGCAGAGGAAAGGAAAGAAAAAGCAGGAAGUCCAUUUUUGGCAACAAUCCUGGCAGACUAAGCCCUGGGGAGCCAGCAACACUUGCCAAAGCAUCUGGAAAAGGUCCUUUUGAGGGUGCCCGGCAAACCUGGGAAGAACUUUGUUCUCCUCCUUUCAACCAUACAACUUCUCUCAGUGCUAUCAUAAGGACACCUAAAUGUUAUCAUAUCUCUUCACUGAAUGAGAAUGCUGCCAAACGUCUGUGCAGACGAUAUUCUCAGAAACUGAUUGAGCAUACCACAUGUCAGCUAUUGAGAACAUAUCCUGCUGCCACACGCAUUGACUCUUCAAACCCCCAUCCCCUUAUAUUCUGGCUCCAUGGAAUACAGCUAGUGGCAGUUAACUAUCAAACUGAUGAUCUCCCUCUGCAUCUUAAUGCAGCAAUGUUUGAGGCGAAUGGUGGCUGUGGGUGUGUUUUGAAACCCCCUGUUCUGUGGGACAAGAACUGUCCAAUGUACCAGCAAUUUUCUCCAUUAGACCGAGAUCUGUAUAAUAUAGAGCCAGCUAUAUAUUCUUUAACAAUUGUGUCUGGACAAAAUGUUUGUCCUAGCAACAGCACAGGAAGUCCAUGCAUUGAAGUUGAUGUACUUGGGAUGUCUCUGGAUAGCUGCCAUUUUCGCACAAAACCCAUUCAUCGCAAUACUCUCAACCCCAUGUGGAAUGAACAGUUUCUCUACCGGGUUCACUUUGAGGAUCUGGUCUUUCUUAGAUUUGCAGUUGUUGAAAACAACAGCUCAGCUGUAACUGCUCAAAGAAUCAUUCCACUAAAGGCUCUAAAAAGAGGGUAUAGACAUCUCCAGCUACGAAACCUACACAAUGAAGCCUUAGAAAUCUCAAGUUUAUUCAUAAACAGUCGGAGGAUGGAAGAAAAUCCCUCUGGGAAUGUUGUGCCUACCUCUUUGUUGUUUAGCAUAGAAGAGAAGAGAACUUCAAAGUUGUACAAAGUCACAAUACAUGGAAUUCCAGGCCCUGAACCCUUUACUGUUUUUACUAUAAGUGAAGGGACUACAGCAGCACAGCUUCUUCAUCAAAUUUUGGCUACCACAAAAAGCACUGAAUCACGUGCUCCUGAUUAUUUUCUGAUGGAGGAAAAAUGUUUUAUAUCUAAAGAAAAGACUGAGUGCAGGAAACCACCGUUCCAGAGGGUGAUUGGCCCUGAGGAGGGGCUAGUACAGCUUUUGAACAGCUGGUUCCCAGAAGAAGGAUAUGUUGGAAGGAUUAUCUUUAAAACCCAAGAGGAAAAUUUGAAUGGGAGAAACAUUUUUCAAGAAGAGAAAGAAGACGCAAACGUUAGCUCUGAAGAUGAUAGUUUCUUUGUUCAAGUGCAUGAUGUUUCCCCAGAGCAGCCUCGCACUGUCAUCAAAGCUCCCCGCUUUAGCACAGCACAGGAUGUCAUACAACAGACUCUUUGCAAAGCCAAGUAUUCCUACAGCAUUCUGAGUAAUCCCAACCCAAAUGACUAUGUCCUCUUGGAGGAGGUGACAAAAGAGCUAGCAAACAAAAAGUCAACAUCUAAGCCAUCGCAGAGGAUUCUGUCUGAUCAAGAGUGUGUGUUUCAGGCUCAGAGCAAGUGGAAGGGAGCAGGGAAGUUUAUCCUUAAACUUAAAGAACAGGUUCAGGCAGCACGAGAUGAUAAAAGAAAAGGCAUUUCUUUUGCCAGUGAACUUAAGAAAUUAACCAAGUCAAGUAAACAGUAUCGGGGCUUUGCAUCAUCACCUUUGCAGAGCUCACCGGACAAUACUAAAGAUGAAAAAUCUGCAGGCAGUUUGACCUUUAGUGACAAUAUGGAAUAACAUCCGUAAUUGCCAGCAGUAUGUUCGCUGCAGGUGAUUUUAAAGGCCCUAAAAUGGCGAAGGCAAAAAGCCAAGCUGAGGCUGUCAAAAACAGAGGGAGAUUGUCAUAUUCCCUCUUUUUCCACAUAGCCUUGCAUUUACGUGAUAACUGGAACCAACAUCCGGAUUCCUGAUUUAAGAGAGCUUUCUGCAUUCUCCAUGAAGGAUACUGCUGAGGCCUAAACUAUUCAGCACUAGCUUGGCCUAAUCCAGACUGUACUUCUUGGUGACAGAUACAGAUCUGGUAAUGCUGAGUGGGAUGUUACAGUUUCUAAUGUUUGGAAAGACGCUUGCCAGCAUUUGAAAGAGAUUCCUCUCUUCCCAAAUAUCUUCACAUCUGCAAAAUCUGGAGAGGAAGAUUAAGCAGACUUCUUAAAUUGUACUUUGUAAACAAAAGAUAUUUUAAUUAAUUGCUUUAAGGGAAGAGAAUUAGAACUAGAGUGUUCUGUGUAUUGUAUGAAAAUAAUGCACCUUUAAUGGUUCCUGUUAAACACUGUUAGGUGAUUGUAAAAAGAUUUACAUGGACUGUAACUUUCUUGGUAUCACAUAUUUAAUUUUGGUGAUAAACCAUAAAUAACUAUGGUAAGCAUUUUGAGUAUAUCUAUUUUCACAAAAUAAUCAUGUACAAACAGCUAAACACACCUCCUUGAUAGUGAUAUUUUGACAAGGAACAACAUUUUCUUCAUUCAAAUUCUAGUUUUCCAGGCUUGUGUUUCAAGUAAGAAUGAUUAUUUAUUUUCACGUUCCAAGGUAUGAGUCACUGUGUAAUAUAUUUAUCAUACCUUUCUUUUUUGGUUUAGGGGAAAAAUAAUUUUCUGCUGAAAAGAAACAUUCAGAAAAAAAAAACACUAUUUGAAACAUGCAAUUGCUUAAAGUUUCAAUUUUGAAAUCAUAGUAAAAUAAUCUCAACAUUAGUGUUUGUUAGAGAAUGGAAAAUAUUAUAGUUGUGUAAAUAACCCAGGCUACUCCAUUUAUUUUCCAAUAUAAACCUUGACUUUUUGUUUAUGUAGAAGCACUGCUGUAAAGUUUUGUAUAUGUUUGAAAUCAUGAUUUUUUUUUUAAAGAAGUUAGUUAUAGCUGUAUCAUUUUCUUCAGUGUAAAUCAAAAGCAGUUCAUACUGACUUAUACAAAGUAAGGGCACAACUGAAACUGCUGAUGUCCAUACAUAAGAACCUUGUCUAGUAACUAAACUGUUCAGCAUAAGCUUUGGCUAUACUUCAGAUCAUAUGUCUGAUGCAGGGAUUGCUGCAGAUGAGUAAAUCAAUUAAACUAAAUUUAUAGGACAGUAAGAGAAGCAACUCUCCAUUAAACAACCUGAAGUUGAAUGAAAUGCAGGGAGAUGAUUCAAGCAGUCUGCUCAGCACAGAGAAUGAAUACCCUGUAUAUUAGCUAGAGGGUCUACAUCCCCAGAAAUGUCCUCUAGCACAAAAAGAUGCUAUUUCUAAGGUUGUAAUUUUGUGAAAAUCUAUAUCUCUGUACUCAAUCUAGACAAGGCACUAUAGUUGCUGACUCCAAGAAAUAAAUUUAAAACUAAAAAGUCAUAAGUUGAUUUCUAAAUGUGCAGAAACUAUGCUGCGUUCAAAUAAAAGCAGGAGAAAGUUAGAAAGCAACUCUCACCUUUUUCUGUGCAGGAAGUGCCCUCUUCAGGCUGAUUCCAACAUUAGGAAAAAAAAAUGUAACUACACAUUCAAAACUCCUUUACUGAGGCAUCCCCAGGAGCUUACACACUUAUUUUGAAAUUCACCUGUCUUUAUCCCAUUUUAAAAAUAGCAACUAAGCCUGUUCUGAAUUCUGGGAAAUUCGCAAUAUUUUCAAGCAGUGCUAUGUCAUUUGUCUAAACAUGGUUUUCAGAGUUACAUGGGAGAAGAUUACACAUAAUAUUUUGAAAAGUGAGUAGCCAUGUAGCAGCCACUGACUUUAAGCUUCUUAGGCACUUAUGAAAAUCCCACUAGUCACCUAUCUGCAUCUUUUUUGAAAAUGGACCUUAGGCCUCUCAAUUACUUCAGGGUAAAAUUUUCAGGACUGUUUAUGGUGAACAAAAAUAGCUGCUCUUCUAUCUAGUCCUUCCAUGUCUAAAGUAACCAGUCCCACUGAGAGAGAUACAGGAAAUUCAGCUUCCAAGGCACAUUAUUAAGUGAAAUUACAUGGUGUUUUAUAUGCACAUUACCCCUUCAAGCAAUAUUUGCAUUGAUAGUGUAUAUCUUUCAUUGUCCUUUGAAUAGAGCUUAGAUAAAGGUCUGAUCCCUUUUUCAUUUAUAUAUAUCCAUCACCUGCAUUGGUUGUUAAAUCCAUUUAGACACAUGAAAAUAUUUUUUUAAUAAAAAAUUUACCCUUCAUUUGAUAAAUGGAUUCCCCUUAUUUCUAGUAGCACUGAAAGUAAGAAGGUUGGGUCCAGAGAGAUUUGGGAGAAGCUUUUGUAAAUCUACUACAGAUCCAGCAGAGAGAGAACUCUUGUGUAGGAAUGCCACAAAUAUUAAUGUCUCAUUGCUACUAGACUUGAAAGAAAAUUUAGAUAAGGGCAUCCUCAGCAUCCUAGAUUAUAGCAGGCAAAGUCUGGUAGCCCUUUAAAAAGCAACAGAUUCGCACUAUUUGUGACUAGCAUACACUCACUGUGUAAAGUGCAUGAUGUGGUUUAUCCAUAAGGACAUUUUCUCUUUGCUAGUUAUUUUAGCCUUGCCCAACUGUCAUGAAUACUUACCAGCCACAGGACAAAAUCUACUUAAAAGCAUAGCGGUAAUGAGAAAACCAAGCAUUUUGCUUGUUCAGUUUAAAAAAAAUCAUUUUAUGGAGGUGGGCAUGGUAGAAUUUUCCAAAACUGAUUAUAUUGAAUUGGGGGAGGAGGGGUUCAUUAAAGUACCUCAAUUUAUUUAAGUUUUAAAAAAUAGGGAUCUUGAUGAUUAAUCAGCACCGCAUUAGUUAAUUGCAUUCAUGUCGUUUUGGUCAUAGACGAAAGUAGGGGAAGCACAUAAGCUUUCCAUUUUCGUUAGCCUAAAAAUCCCCCCAAAUGAAA
Messenger RNA from Caretta caretta (loggerhead turtle), 10489 nucleotides. It is a transcript of the gene PLCE1, whose product is annotated as phospholipase C epsilon 1. The record is from RefSeq and is a predicted model, not a curated record. Gene Ontology annotation, biological process: phosphatidylinositol metabolic process; phosphatidylinositol-mediated signaling; G protein-coupled receptor signaling pathway. Lineage: Eukaryota; Metazoa; Chordata; Testudines; Cheloniidae. Gene Ontology annotation, molecular function: guanyl-nucleotide exchange factor activity; phosphatidylinositol-4,5-bisphosphate phospholipase C activity.